Messenger RNA from Xyrauchen texanus (razorback sucker), 2455 nucleotides. It is a transcript of the gene stc2a, whose product is annotated as stanniocalcin 2a. Gene Ontology annotation, biological process: intracellular calcium ion homeostasis. The coding region runs from base 125 to 985 and encodes 286 amino acids. Gene Ontology annotation, cellular component: extracellular region. The record is from RefSeq and is a predicted model, not a curated record. The transcript has 4 exons. Gene Ontology annotation, molecular function: hormone activity. NCBI's taxonomy places the organism in Eukaryota, Metazoa, Chordata, Actinopteri, Cypriniformes, Catostomidae.
CUCCCGUUGCCAUUCUCACUCUUUCAGAGAGAAUCACCUCGAUCAGAAACAACAUCAGAUCCCGGGCUGACAGAUUACUAUUUAUUAUUUAUCGAGACAACUGACUGUUACAUCAAGUCUAAAAAUGUUGAUCAAAUUUGUACUAGCUUUGCUGCUUGUCUCGGUCAUGGGGGAAGUGGUUGGAACGGAAAAUGUUGACGUUCACGAGAGUCACCCCGAGAAACCGGCGAAUCAAAAAGGACGUCUCUCCUUGCAGAAUACAGUUGAGAUCCAGCACUGUCUUGUGAGUGCGGGAGAUGUGGGCUGUGGCGUGUUCGAGUGUUUUGAGAACAACUCCUGUGAAAUCCGGGGCUUGCAGGAGAUUUGCAUGACCUUCCUGCACAAUGCUGGCAAGUUCGACUCGCAGGGCAAGUCCUUCAUCAAGGAUGCACUCAGGUGCAUGGCGCAUGGUUUAAGGCACAAGUUCAGCUGCAUCAGCCGAAAAUGCCUGACCAUAAAGGAGAUGGUCUUCCAGCUUCAACGGGAAUGCUACAUGAAACACAACCUCUGCUCAGCUGCUAAAGACAACGUCAAUGUCAUGGUGGAGAUGAUACACUUCCAAGACUUAUUUCCUAAAGGGCCGUAUGUAGAGCUGGUGAACAUCCUGCUGAGCUGUGGAGAGGAGGUGAAGGAAGCCAUCACUCGAAGCGUACGUUUGCAGUGUGAGCAGAACUGGGGUGCUCUGUGCGACAGUCUGAGUAUCUGUUCAUUGAUAACCACGGCUCCAGCAUCAGGGUCUGCAGGCGGACUUGAACGACGUCCUGCGGCUUCCUCUCAUUCAGAGGGAGACCACCCCAAAGGCACUCGACAAGGAGACAAGGACAAACCUGGCAGGGGUGGGUUCAGUUCCCACACGAGAAGUCGGAGCCAAGGUCCCCAACUUGCCAGUUUAGAUUCCAAUGUUGGCGAGCAGGAAGACUCUAAGAUCACUGACAUUCGGAGGUGAAAUAACAGGAUCAUCUUUCUUGACCAUGUCACCAUUACCCCGAUCCCCAAAUUAACAGACUGAGCAUGAUGAGAGCAGACCUCCAAGUUCAACCCAUCCACUCCUCACAUCUCUACACACCUUUAACAGUCAUUCCAGCACUACAAGACUGUACAUUUUGCAGGGUAUAUGUGGUGUAUCUUUUUUUGAUACACCAGAUUAUAUGACAGAUCAUUACGUUUGUAGAUUUAAUAGUACACCAGUGCUUAUUUUUAGUUUUAAUACAGCAUCUCUAUUUCUCAAAUCAUAUCCUCCUCAAGAUUCAAUCACUUCUGUUAUUUAUUUUAUGCAAUAUGCAGUGUUUGAAUAUAAAACAUGUACAUAUAAAUCUGUGUUUAUCUAUAUUUAUAUAAACAUGUCUAAAUAUAGCCUCCAUAUUCAGUACUGAUAUACUAUAUGGAAUAUAGUUCCAAGAAUGCUUGCUGUUGUAUUAGUCACAUUAUUGCACCAAUUAUGCAUCUCACUGUAGAUAUGUAAGAUAUGUUUGUUUGCUUACUCAUUGGUUUCAAAGUCGGAAAUGUGUGUGUGAUUUUUAUUUGAAAUACUUUAUUAGAUACAAGCUGUUCAGGAUUUAAGUCUAGGUCUAGCACAUAUGAAGGUUUGUGCUUAUUAGAAGAGAAAAAGUAGUUAUGUAUAAAAAGAAUGUCCAGUUACAAGCUUAUUGUGCCUUGAGAAUAUAAUGUAGAGGUUUUUCCCCACAAUAGACUAAAGAACCGGAGCAGAUAAACAAACCAGCUGCCACCAGGGAAUCUAUGUGUAGUUACAUAAGGCAUUGUAUUCAGAUCUGUGCUUAAAUACAUGUUGAAAUAUAUCCAUAAACUGUCAUAUGUCCCAGUAUGAUAUAGUGCCCUGAUAAUAUCACUUAAGUUUAAUGUGUAUGCUGCACAUUGUUGGGCUUCACCCAAACAGAUUAGUUUAACACAGGAACAACUUUAGCUCACAAGUCCACAGACAGCCACUGGUGCUUCCAAGCUAAAAAAAAAAUAGCCGUUUUAUCCCAGAGCCACUGAGAAGAGCUAGAAUCUGGGGCCCUAGCCGACUGGCCUUAGAUCCAGGAACCGGGGGUGAGUCUACACAAGAAGCUCAGGGUUUUACUGACAAUAAUAUUGAAAUGGUUAUGUUUACUAUAGCUAGGGAUGAUUUUUGGGGUGCUUGCCACAUGAUUGGUUAAUUAAUGCAAUGGUUGGAGCUGACUGUUGGUUUGAGAAAAAGGCAAUGACCUGUAUAGUUCUGCUAUUCAUAAGCCGAAAGAUCACAGUAGAUUCAUUGACCAAUCAUAUCAUUUUAAGUCACUCAGGUAUUUCAGUAUGUGGGCAAAAUGUGAUCAGCUUUGGGUUAAACCCUUGAAAAUAUAUUUAGGAAUUGUCACAAUAAUGGAAGGAAAUGUGUGUAAAACUAUUUUAAUGGAGUAAUGGAUUCCAUCUCCGUACA